UUUUCCGAACACUAAUCAUACUAGUUUUGAAAAAGGCAAAUUUUAUGUAUACAAAAAGCAAACCCUAACCCUAACCCAACCCCCCAUCAUCAUCAUCAUCAUCAUCAUCUCUAAGCCUAGAAAGAAACGUCCAUGAUGCAGCCGGACAACUCACCGGAAUUCUCAUCCCUUUAUCAGUUCAUCUUGGCCGGAAACGGAGGGUUCCCGGCGGUGCACAGCCACUGCGGUUCAAUCUCAUCUUUUAACCCCACGGAGGACGUGCUGGAAUUUACUGAUCUUCAAAACUCUGAGGGUCGAGCUUUUGCUGCUUCUGAGAAUCACAAGGAAGCUGAGAGAAGACGCAGACAGAGGAUUAAUGCCCAUCUUCAUAAGCUUAGGGCUCUUCUUCUCUGCAAUUCUAAAACAGAUAAAGCUUCAUUGCUGGGAAAGGUGGUUGAGCGUGUAAGAGAGCUAAAGCAACAAACAUCAGAAAUCAUGCAACUCGACCAAACAACGUUAAUCCCUUCGGAGUCGGACGAAAUCGCAGUCAUGCAAAAGCACGACUCUAUGGAUGGCAAAAGCGUGGUAAUUAGGGCGUCGGUUUGCUGCGAGGAUCGGGUGGACCUGAUACCGGAGUUGAUCGAAAUACUUAAGCCGUUGGAUUUGAGGCCUUUGAGGGCGGAAAUAGCGACGUUGGGAGGCAGAAUUAAGAAUGUGAUUCAUGUGUUGGGUGGCGAGAAUCAGACAGCUGAUGAAACAGCUUUGUGUCUGAAAGAUGCGCUGGAGACGAUGGUUUCCAGAUCAUGUGUUGGUGGAGAAAUUAAGACCAAGAGGCGAAGGAUGUUUGAUCAUCAGAAGAUCAUGGGAUGAUCGGAUUGGAUUUUCUAUUGCGAUUUCUAUUGUAUCUUAUAUUGUGUUUCACAUGUACUCGUCGACACAUCUGAGAUUAUAUUGUCAAUUUUAUGUUAGGAGUGAUUUUAUACACAUGGCGAGCGUGUAUAUGUGAAAUGAAAUAGAAGAUGCAGCAUGAACUGCAAUAGAAAAUUCAAUCCGAUUUUUUAUUCGUGAGUAGCGACCUUAGUGUGGUGAUUGGAGGUACAUCUCUUAUUCGGGGAAAUUUUAGCCCAUAUUGAAUUUGAUCGGAUCUCAAUAAAUUAUACAGUAAGUGUAAUAUAUUUAUUAUAUAAUUAAUAAAUAAUUUAAAAAAAAUAACCAAUUACAUGACAAGUAUAUCUAUGUAAUUGGUUUAGGGUAAAAAAAAUUCACUGAUUUGGCUGUAAAUUUCAGUUGUCUUCAUUGCCGUUUAUUUUUCUUUCCCCCAUUUGUUGUAAUUAGUGUCUGCUUUUAUCA
Messenger RNA from Sesamum indicum (sesame), 1329 nucleotides. RefSeq names its product transcription factor bHLH106. Gene Ontology annotation, biological process: regulation of DNA-templated transcription. NCBI's taxonomy places the organism in Eukaryota, Viridiplantae, Streptophyta, Magnoliopsida, Lamiales, Pedaliaceae. The record is from RefSeq and is a predicted model, not a curated record. Gene Ontology annotation, molecular function: protein dimerization activity; DNA-binding transcription factor activity.